AUGGCAACGGAGUGUCCCCGGACUUUGAGAAUUUGUGCUGUACCCCCGUCUACGGCUAUGAGUACAACACAAGAAAACGAGUCGGUGGUUCGGAACACCGACGACCAGCACGGCGUUUCCCCGGACGGGCUUCUCGGGAUUGGUUACCCCGAGGAGCUUACCGUGCUGUUAAAAGGCAAGGGGACAAGCGAUGGAGACAACGGUGGAGCAUCGGCCCUAUCUGCUCACGAGGAGGGUGGCAGUACGGCCGAGAUGCUUAGCUGCGAGGGGUCUAACGAGGAGGAUCCGCUUCGCGUGCCCUCGUCUGCGGUGGAGGAGGCGGCGGCCUCUGGAGAUAUCGGUCACCUUCCGGGUAUUUCAUUCGGCGCGCUGGAGGGCUCGACGAGGUUGGUGGCCGACGCUCCAGCCAAAAGGAAGAGGGACUCCUCUGAGUCACCGGGAGCGGCCUCGUUGGCGGCGAUCUCGUCGGAAUCUGAGCCCGGAGUGAGGGGUCGGAGAACUCGCCCGCGGGCUAUAUCGGACGAUCCCCCGUCUGAGGGGGGGUCGUCGGGCGAUCGUCCCGAUGACGGGGUGAUCGUCGUUUCAUCCGAGGAGAGGCCUGAUUGGAACACGACCCAGUCCGAGUCCGAGUCGAGGCCUGAUCUGGGAUCCCCUGGAUCAGGGAUAUUAAAGCAGGUGAUGAAAUCUGAGGAGGCACUUGCGUCUCACUCCGCGGACGAAAUUACGCGCAUGGCUAAGGCGUGGCUGAGAGGCAUAGAGAGCGCACGCACAACUAGCCAAAAUAUUAAGGGCACACUCUCGGGUCGGAUGGGGAAUCGAAUCAAGGCUCUCGAAAAUGUUAUCAAGGUCUUCUCCGAGAGAGUGGAGGACUCCGGUGACGUCCCAUUCCUACGACGGAGAAACGAGGAACUUGAAGAGCAACUGAAGAAGGCCAAGAACUCGGAGGAUCAACUGAAGAAAGAGCUGGAGGAGUCACGGAAGCGUACUACGAAAAUAAACGCUGAGUUGAACGCUCUGAGGGAGCGCAUUGGUUCAAAGUCCACAUCAAGGGAGGACAACGUGGCGACGGCCUCUGCGAGAGAGCGGUUAUCGGUCGCGGGGGAGGGACCCCGUGCUCCGGGUAAACGCGGAGCUAAGUCCCGCGCCCUGGCAGAGGCCUCCGCCUCUACGGACGUGGGCGAUUCAGCAAUGGACAUCAAGAGACUGGAGGGCUACGAGGAUAAACUGACCAAUGAGAUCGGCAAUUUGUUGCAUAUUCAGGAGGACAUUGCGGCCCUGAAAGAGAGGCUUUUGAAUGAUGGCCCACCACAACCACCGCCGCCUCGGAAGAAGGGCGUCCCAAGGAUAAUGGAGGACAUUCAGAUCCGUCCUCCUCUGAAGGCUAAUAGACCGGCCCUAUCAACGGACUCGGAGAUUGUGGUGUCAACGGAUAACCAGAACUCCAGAUCGUAUCGGACUGCGUUACUGCGGCACAAAACAGAGGAGACGGGAGGACCUGCCCCGCGUGGCGAAGUGGCCGCUCCCUCUCCCGCGAUGGGGAAGAGGAGCCGAGGAAGGAAACGUGAUACUCCACGAAAGGAAGGUCCCGGGGCAGACGCCAAGCGAGGGGACGGCCCUCCGCGUCGUCGUGUCCCGAGGUCGGCGGCGGUUACCCUCAGAUCUGCGACCGGGGAGAUAUCCAAUACAGAACUGCUAAGGAGGGCUAGGCAGAAGAUGAGCCUGGGGGAUUUCGGAAUUGUGAAACCCCGCAUCAGAGUCGCCGCCGGCGGUGCCCUUAUUAUAGAGGUCCCUGGUGAGGACGGCCCUGCCAAGGCUGACGCCCUCGCGGCGAGAUUGAGGGAUACUCUUGGGCCUGACGCAGUGGUGUCACGCCCCGUUGCAAAGGGGGAGCUGAGGGUUGCUGGCUUCGAUGGUUCCGUCUCCCCGGAUGAGCUGGUGGCGGCGCUGGUCGACGCGGGUGGCUGCUCGUCGAGGGACGUGAAGGUGGGCUCGUUCAGGGAAUCCCCGAGCGGCCUGUGCUCGGCCUGGGUGCAGUGCCCCUUGGCUGCGGCCAAUCGCAUGGCGAAAGCGGGCUCAAUAAUCGUCGGAUGGACAAUGGCGAAGGUGACGCUUCUUAGGUCGAGACCAGUCCAGUGUUAUCGCUGCUGGGACUUCGGCCACGUGAGGGGCGGCUGCCGCUCGACAAUUGAAAGAGGGCGCGCAUGCUUUAACUGCGGAGGAGAGGGUCAUGCGCUGAAGGAGUGCUCUUCUCCAUCGUGCUGCGUAGUGUGUCGGGAUAAGGGAUUAAAUCCGGAUCAUAGACUAGGCACAGACAAUUGCCCCAGUGUUCGGCCCCGCGAUCGGAGGGCGGGACCUCCUGGACGGACGAAUGGCCCUUAG
This is a messenger RNA of Vollenhovia emeryi, 2379 nucleotides long. RefSeq lists its product as uncharacterized. Gene Ontology annotation, molecular function: zinc ion binding; nucleic acid binding. The record is from RefSeq and is a predicted model, not a curated record. NCBI's taxonomy places the organism in Eukaryota, Metazoa, Arthropoda, Insecta, Hymenoptera, Formicidae. Bases 1 to 2379 code for a protein of 792 amino acids. The transcript has 2 exons.